GACUGUGUGCGUGAGAGACAGACACAGAGAGAGUUAUAACUGUUGUCCCUCCUCUAUCCUUAUAUUCAAUAAGCCUGUUCUCUCUCCAUCUAUCCCUCCGUUCUGAAUAGUCAUGUUGUCCAUAGUGGUGGAACACAUCUUUCUCUUGGUCAUCGUCACUCUCAUUAGCGUCCUGCAGAAUGCUUUCUUUGCAACAAAGGUAGAGAGGGAGGGUAAAGAGCACAACAACAAAACUGCUUUUGAGAGAGUGUCCUGCGCCAAUCGUAACUGUAUGGAUUCCUACCCAACCUUCCUAGCAGUGAUGUGGUGUGCUGGGCUGUGCCUUAACCAAGCUCCUGCUGCCUUUGCAGGGAUCAUCUACCUGGUGGCCAGGCAGAAGUACUUUGUCGGGUACAUGGGUCAGACAUCUCAAAGCACUCCAGGGUACCUGUUUGGGAAACGCGUCCUGUCCUUCCUCAUCCUGAUGUGCAUUGUGGGUAUCUUCAACUACCUGCUGUUGCGUUACUUCGGCAGCGACUAUAAAGACACCAUGGAAAUGAUCACCAACGCAGCCUCCGCUCUACUCCUCAUUCCCUGAACUACGGAAAGUGACUAUAAAGUCUAUGUUUUGUGUCUGUGUGUGCAUGUGUGUAUUUGCACAGUGCAAGGGUCAGCAAGUGUGGUGAUGUGAUGAGUGAUUCAAUGUGGUGCAAUUAUCCGCUUCUGUGCACAAUCAUUUCAUGUUUUAUUUCCUUUAAAAAAAAAAAGAUUUUAUUUGAGUAUGGGAAAUAAAAACACAAAAGCUACAUAGUAUUGAAUUCCAUUGAAAAUGUAUAAAAUAUGUUGAUAUGCCACAGCAGCCACAGCAAUCCAUCUAAAUGACAUGUGAACAGUUUCUAAAGUCAGUCCAAGAUGACCCUUCAUCUAAAGAGCAUACAACAUCUAAACAUCUACAUUCAAAUGUUCUAGAAAUCUUGUCGCCAUGUUCUAGAAAUCAUGUCGCCAUACACAAUACAAACUUUUAAAAUGCUUUCUAACAACGUACAUAGCCUUCAGAAAGUAUUCAUACCUCUCAACUUAUUCCACAUUUUGUGUUACAGCCUAAAUUCAAAAUGGAUUAAUUUGAUUGUUUCUCUCAUCUCACCCUGCUACACACAAUACCCUAUAAUGAUGAAGUGAAAACCUGUUUUUACAAAUGUUUGCAAAUUUAUUGAAAAUUAAAUACAGAAAUACUCCC
Messenger RNA from Salmo salar (Atlantic salmon), 1216 nucleotides. It is a transcript of the gene alox5ap, whose product is annotated as arachidonate 5-lipoxygenase activating protein. The record is from RefSeq and is marked provisional. Gene Ontology annotation, biological process: leukotriene biosynthetic process. Lineage: Eukaryota; Metazoa; Chordata; Actinopteri; Salmoniformes; Salmonidae. Gene Ontology annotation, molecular function: glutathione peroxidase activity; leukotriene-C4 synthase activity; enzyme activator activity. Gene Ontology annotation, cellular component: endoplasmic reticulum; membrane; nuclear envelope.